AAUUCAUCAUUCCUUUGGGAAUUAGAUUCUGAUUUUGGCAUAUUGGUUUUACAUAUACAUAUAUAUAUAUACACACACACACAAACACACAUAAAUUUGCUCUUAGAUUCGAAGUUCAUCUCCUGGAGAUCCAAACCCAGCUAGCCUGGCAGCUCUCUCUCUUUCUCUUUCUGUGCUGAACUUUGGACAGACCCCUCUUCUCCAUAUUUUAUUUGUGCCAAAAAGAACACCAUGAAUGCUUUGGUGGCUACGAACAGAAACUUUAAGCUCGCAGCUCGGCUUUUGGGUUUAGACUCCAAGCUUGAGAAAAGUUUGCUAAUACCCUUCAGGGAGAUUAAGGUGGAGUGUACCAUACCUAAAGAUGAUGGCACUUUAGCAUCUUUUGUUGGUUUCAGGGUUCAACAUGACAAUGCUAGAGGGCCCAUGAAAGGAGGAAUCAGAUAUCACCCAGAGGUUGACCCAGAUGAGGUGAAUGCUUUAGCACAGCUAAUGACAUGGAAGACAGCAGUAGCGAAUAUCCCAUAUGGAGGUGCCAAAGGUGGGAUAGGAUGUAACCCAGGGGAUUUAAGCGUAUCUGAACUGGAAAGGCUUACAAGAGUUUUCACCCAAAAGAUACAUGAUCUUAUUGGGGUACACACUGAUGUUCCAGCCCCAGAUAUGGGAACAGGACCACAGACUAUGGCAUGGAUACUAGAUGAAUACUCCAAAUUUCAUGGUUACUCACCUGCGGUAGUGACUGGCAAACCCACGGAUCUUGGUGGAUCACUUGGAAGAGAUGCAGCUACAGGGAGAGGAGUACUUUUCGCAACAGAGGCUUUACUUAAAGAGCAUGGGAAGAGCAUCUCCGGACAGCGGUUUGUUAUACAGGGUUUUGGUAACGUUGGCUCCUGGGCUGCACAGUUAAUCCAUGAGAAUGGUGGCAAGAUUGUUGCAGUAAGUGACAUCAGUGGAGCUAUAAAGAACAGCAAAGGAAUUGAUAUUCCAAGUUUACUUAUCCAUGCCAAAGAAAACCGCGGUGUCAAGGGAUUCCAUGGAGGGGAUCCAAUAGAUCCCAAGUCAAUAUUGGUUGAGGACUGUGAUAUUCUCAUCCCAGCUGCUCUAGGAGGUGUCAUAAACAGGGAAAAUGCAAACGACAUAAAGGCCAAAUUCAUAAUUGAAGCAGCUAACCAUCCAACUGACCCUGAGGCCGACGAGAUUUUGUCAAAGAAAGGAGUAGUCAUUCUUCCUGAUAUAUAUGCAAACUCAGGAGGUGUUACUGUUAGUUACUUUGAGUGGGUUCAGAAUAUACAAGGUUUCAUGUGGGAUGAGGAGAAGGUGAACAAUGAGUUAAGGACAUACAUGACAAAAGGGUUUAAAGAUGUGAAGGAGAUGUGCAAAACCCAUAAUUGUGAUCUCCGAAUGGGAGCCUUCACUCUCGGUGUUAACCGAGUUGCACGAGCUACUGUUCUUAGGGGCUGGGAAGCCUGAGAUUAAUUAUUUUCUCUUUGAAUAAAGAUGACUCUAAUGGGGUUCCCUUAGUUUGGUCUUCUUUCUCUUGCUCGGGAAGAAAUUCAGCAGUUGUUUCAUUAUUUUUAGUUGUUGCCUUGAAUAUUCCUGUCUGGGUUUUAUGGUUUGACUCAAGAACAGAAGCAAAAUUUACAUCGAAACCUAAAGCAUCCAAGACGACGAAGCCCACCAGACAGAUUUAGAGCACCGUCCUACAUUAAUCCGGUAAUUUCGGAUUAAGUGUGUUUUAGAUAUACAUGCAAGUUGGAAAUAAAAUGUACAACGUAACAAACAGUAAUUCUCUGUUUAUGUUGUACAGCUUAUUAAUUUAUUA
Ziziphus jujuba (common jujube) is the source of this 1819-nucleotide messenger RNA. Its product is annotated as glutamate dehydrogenase 1. The transcript is spliced from 10 exons. The coding region runs from base 232 to 1467 and encodes 411 amino acids. Gene Ontology annotation, cellular component: mitochondrion. Gene Ontology annotation, molecular function: L-glutamate dehydrogenase (NAD+) activity. Lineage: Eukaryota; Viridiplantae; Streptophyta; Magnoliopsida; Rosales; Rhamnaceae. Gene Ontology annotation, biological process: L-glutamate catabolic process. The record is from RefSeq and is a predicted model, not a curated record.